Molecule: messenger RNA, 2570 nt
Organism: Cololabis saira (Pacific saury)
Lineage: Eukaryota; Metazoa; Chordata; Actinopteri; Beloniformes; Belonidae
Gene: immt
Product: inner membrane protein, mitochondrial (mitofilin)
Exons: 14
Coding region: 146-2398 (750 amino acids)
Biological process (GO): cristae formation
Cellular component (GO): MICOS complex
Source: RefSeq, a predicted model, not a curated record
UACCGGUGAUGUGAGCCGGUGCAGCUGUGGAAGGAGAACCGUCGUGUGUCCGUGUGGUGUGAGUUAGCAGGACUGAAGGAGAAGACCAGGGUUAAAGUCUCCGUGAAUGCUGCAGUGACCCGUACCGGAGCAGAGAACCAGCACCAUGUUCAGAGUGUGUCUGCGCGGGGCCGGGGCCGCGGCCCGGAGAAACUGUGCGAGAGCUCCCCUGACGAACCUUCCCCCCUGCAGACGCUACACCACGGGCCAGGGCAGCGGGGCCGGUAAGGUGGUGGUCACCGGCCUGUUGACGGUGGCCGGAGGCCUCGGAGGAACCGUACUCUACGCCAACUGGGACCACAAGUUCCGAGCGGCGGUGGAGAGCAACGUCCCGUACUCGGACUGGCUGCUGGGCCUGGCCCUGGGACCCCCCCCAGAGACCGGACUCCCCGGCAGGAAACAGGCCCAGCCACCCUCCAUGAUGGAAAGACAAGUGAAGCCAUCCAAAAGUAAACCAAAUAAAGUGAAGGAAUCAGCAGAGAGUCCAGCCAAAGAAGCCGCUCCCAUCUCAGCAGAGCCUGCACAGAGCUUACAGGAAGCCUCAGCCGAGGCCACCCAGAUCAUCUCAGCCAUCAGCGAGGUCCCGUCAGUCCCAGCUCCAUGUGACACGGAGGUCAAAGAAGAAUGCCACGAAUGCCACGACCAUCCUGUUACCACGGAGUCGGCGGCUGGAGCAGCAGCGCCGCUGAAAGAGCGUCCAGGAGAAGAGGUGGCUGCUCGGCUGGCCCAACAGGACCAGAGCGAGCAGGAAGCUCUAGCAUCGGUCUCCACCAGCCUGGAGGAUUCCCUGUCAGACUCUGCUAAGGCAGCGUUGGAGGCGAUUGGAGCUCAGGAAGCCGCCCUGCAGGCCAUCAGCCACCACACCCAGAAACUGAAGGAGGCCAUGGAGGCAGAGGGUCCGUCUGAGGAGACGUCGGCCCAGUGGAAGGAUCUUGAAGCCGCUCUGGCCGACAGAACCACCGCCGCUAACGACGCCAGGACGGCUCUGCUGAAAGCAAACAAGGCCUUGGACGGUCUCCGCUCCCAGAUCCACAGCUCCAAGGGUCUGAAGAUCGCCGCCGCUCGGCCCGUCAUCCUAGCAGCAGAGGAGAAUCUCCACAAGAUGGUGGUGGACUUGGACAAGGUCGCGGCCAAGGUCCAGUCAGCAGAGUCCGAAGCGAAGAUCGUGUCCCAGUACAGCGAGCUGGUGAAUGAAGCCAAGCAGCAGUUCCAGAGGGAGGUGAGCAGCCUGACCCCGGAGAUCCAGGCCAACUGGAAAGGUCUCACUGGGAAGCUGUCCCCAGACGACCUGAACGCCCUGAUCGCCCACGCCCACCGCCGCAUCGACCAGCUGAACCGGGAGCUGGCGGAGCAGAGAGUCCGGGAGCAGGUCCACAUCGACACGGCCCUGGAGCAGCAGAAGAUCGAGGACAAGAAGACCCUGAACAACGCCGUCAACACGGCCCUGCAGCACGUGAAGGAGGAGGCCCGGCUGGACAGGGAGAGGAAGCUGGCUGAGCUGAGGGAGGUGAUGGAGGCCGAGAUGAGGACUCAGCUCCGCCGACAGGCCGCCGCCCACACCGACCACGUCAGGGAGGUCCUGAAGGUCCAGGAGGGGGAGCUCCGGGCUGAGUCUGAGCAGGUGCUGAGCAGUAAGAUGCUGGAGCAGGAGACCCGGUACCGUCAGCUGGGCCAGGAGCAGCUGGAUAACUUCACCCUGGACAUGAACACGGCCUACGCCCGGCUGAAGGGCAUGGAGGAGGCCGUCGACAGUCACCUGGUGGCGGAGGACGAGGCCCGUAAGGCCCACCAGCUGUGGCUGUCGGUGGAGGCUCUGAGCUACGCCCUGAAGACGGCGGCCAUCGACUCCCCCACGCUGCCCCUGCAGGGCGCCGCUCAGGCCGUGCGGGACAGUUGCCACGACAACGAGUUUGCAGCAGCGCUGGCGUCGGCUCUCCCGGAAGAGUCCCUGCAGCGCGGCGUGUACACCGAGGCCACGCUGCGCGCUCACUUCAACUCGCUGCGCUCGCUGGUGCGCCGCGUGGCCCUGAUCGACGAGUCCCACAACUCCCUGUACCAGUACUUCCUGUCCUACGUGCAGGCGGCGCUGCUGCUGGACGAGCCCCAGCGCCCGCCCCCCGCCCAGCUCAGCGGAGAGGACCUGGACCCCUUCAGGCUGCUGGCCUACGCCGGCUACUGCCUGGAGCACGGAGACCUGGAGCUGGCCGCCAAGCUGGUGAACCAGCUGAGCGGGGAGGCCCGGCGGGUGGUGCAGGACUGGCUGACGGAGGCCCGGCUCACCCUGGAGACCCGGCAGGCCGUCAGCCUGCUGGCCGCCUACGCCAACGCCGUGGGGCUGGGCACCACUCAGGCCCCGUAGGGCCCCGUAGUUCCCCCCGUAGGUCCCCAAAGCUCCAGCCCCCACAAAGAGCUGCACACCACCAACACCUGCACCGUCAGCCUCCUCUGCCCAACCUUAAAUUAUCCACAACGCUGCACCUUUUGUGAAUAUUGUCCAAAAAUUAUUGUUCAAUAAAUAAUGAACAAAAACA